This is a messenger RNA of Papilio machaon (common yellow swallowtail), 1769 nucleotides long. RefSeq names its product ELAV-like protein 2 (gene Elav). Gene Ontology annotation, molecular function: RNA binding. NCBI's taxonomy places the organism in Eukaryota, Metazoa, Arthropoda, Insecta, Lepidoptera, Papilionidae. Gene Ontology annotation, cellular component: ribonucleoprotein complex. The coding region runs from base 23 to 928 and encodes 301 amino acids. The record is from RefSeq and is a predicted model, not a curated record. The transcript has a single exon.
AUUCGGCGACAACAAUUAAAAAAUGUCGGAAUCGUGUCAAGACGGUAAUUGUCAUGGAAAUAACGAAUAUGGCCCUGACGAAUCACCAACGAAGCUCAUCGUCAAUUACAUUCCUGAAGUUAUGACGCAGGAUAUGAUGUUCUCACUUUUUUCAACCAUGGGUAAAUUAGAAAGUUGUAAAUUGAUAGCGAACAGAGGGUACGGUUUCGUCGAGUAUACUUGUCCUGAAGAUGCAGUCAAAGCUCGAAAGGCUUUCAAUGGUCUGUUGAUGCAGAACAAGACUCUGAAGGUAUCACACGCGCUGCUCAAUCCAGAGUUAAAACCACCAUCGAAACCGGAAGCAGACUGGAACCUCUAUGUAUGUAAUUUACCUAAUGAACUGACCUUGCAGGAUUUACAUGGACUUUUCGCACAAUUUGGUAAAAUAGUCAAUUCUCGUAUUGCCGCCGGCAUAGCUUUUGUAUUGUAUGAACAUCAAUAUGAGGCUGAGAGAGCCAUCCAGAGUAUCCACGGCACUACGCCGCCUGGAUUUAUGCAUCCAUUAACUGUUAAGUAUGCUAAUAAGAGUAAUCCAAACAAACAUAAAAACAAUAAUAAUAAUUUUUCUAAAAACCCAUUGGUGAAGCCUUAUCAUUGGAUUAAUCACAUGAGCGCCUUAGGAGACCACAGCUCCCCGAAUACUUGGUCUAUUUAUAUUUAUAAUAUUGCUCCUGAAGUAGAAGAAUUGACUUUAUGGCAAUUAUUCGGUCCAUAUGGUGCUAUUGUAUCUGUUAAGAUAAUUAAGGAUCAUCAAACUAAUAAAAGCAAAGGCUUUGGCUUUGUAACUAUGAGAAAUUACGAUCAGGCGGCGAUGGCCAUACAGAGCCUGAACGGCUAUGUCCUCCAUGGCCAACCUCUUUCUAUUAGUUUCAAGACGCAAAAGAGAUAAUGUCGCAAUUUGGGGCCUUAUACAAUUUACAAUAUCAAUACAGUAAUAAAUAGACAAAAUGAUUGGAUUUCUUUACCAUUGAUUGGCAUCAUUUGAUACAAAAUGAAAUAGUUUGGAGCUUGUAAUGGGAGCCGGAGUGCACUUACUGUUUGUGAAGUCUGUUGACUCUUGUUAAAAAAUAUUAUAUUACUUUGAGCUAUCAACAUUGUUAAGUUUGUUUCUUAUUAUGAAUAAUAAUUUAUUCAGUUUGCUCGUUAAAUGUUUCAAGUUUACUAGGAUUUUAAGAUUUGUAAUGAUGUAUGUUAUUUGGACUUCAACAUCAGUUGUGAGCUAUGUGCUUUGAUUUUUUUUUUAUUAUUUAAGUAUAAUCAACCUUUCUAAAGAAUGUGCUUCUACAAGAUCUAAUUAAUUUAAGCCACAAUGAGAUGUUAAAUCAGCUAUUAGGUUUAGUGGUACACUUUUUAUAACAUGAUGUCUAUUUAGGUAGUGAAAACGAAAUCUAGAUUAUAUCAUAUUUAUACAUUUAGUAUAAAAUUUGCUGAAUUAAAGUUCAUUUUCACAAUUUUAAUGUGUCUUUGUAUUGUCUACAACUUUUAUGGGAUAUUUUCUACUUGGUGGUGAUAAGUGAGUUGCAGCUUGUUGUAUUCAACUGGCUCACAAUGUAUGUGUUGAUGAAAGUCUGACAUCAUACAUUAGUGCAUUAUUUGAAUGAGAGCACAUGUUUGUAUUAUUUCACACUGCCUUCAUUUAAUUAUAAAUAGCUUCUGUUUUAUUUUACAUUGACUUGCACCCUAGUAAAUUUUUAAUAGAAAAUUUUAUUAAUUGCAAUAUUAAUUCUACC